AUGACCAGGGAGAUUAAUAGCAAGGAUGAAGAAAGUCUUUCUCUCUUCAAAAGAAACCUUAGGAAGAUGAUUCUGCUGGAGGAGGAGGGCAGGAGAAGAAGAGAAAGUCUCAACUCCCGGAAGCUAGUUUCUAUAAGGGUUGGAAAGAUUGAAGGGAUAAUGGAAGAACCUGAGAGAAAAUUUGUAGAAGAAAAAAGAAGGGUGUUUGAGGGGCCAAAGAUGGAAUAUGAGCGGGAAGGAAGAGUGAAAGAAAGAAUAAAAGGUUUUGACAAUCAAGGGAAAAGGAUGGAGGAAAGAGAUGCAGAGAGUGUGUGUGCCAAGGGCUUUGUUUGUUUGAAAGAUAAGGAAGACGAAGUGCAGGGAGAGACGCUAGGGGACUGCGGGAUGAAUGGAGACGGCAUCAAUGGUGAAAGGUCGAGAAUUGUUGAGGAAUGUAAAUCUAGCGUUGGGAGAGAGCUUUGUGAAGUUGGACCUGAGUAUAAGGACGAAGGGGUAGAUGAUGAUAGCUUUAAGGAAAUCUCUGUCGAGGACAUUAAAAAGAGUCUUUUGGCGGAGCUAGAAGAGGAAAGGGAAAGCGACAUGGAUGUCAUAAACACUGUGGUGAAGUCUGAGAACCCGAUGCAGUCUGAACAAGAGGUAGUAUAUGUUGAUAAUGUAAAUGCUUCUCCCGAAGUGGAGAAGAAUCCAUAUGGUGCAGGAUGUAAUAUAUAUGCUUAUGACACUCAUUAUAAAAUCUCCGAUCUUUCAAAAGGAAACCUUGGGAUUCUGACGUCCUCCGAUGAAAAGAGCCCUUGUGGCCAGAUAAAUAGUGAGAGCUCUACAAAGGAGGUUGUAGACGGGAGCCUUGAAGCAGGCGCGGUGACGUACCAAGACCCCGAAGAGGAGAAGAAUGAAGGGGGAUGGUUCUCGUCUAUCUUUGGAUCUAUUUUCUCCACAUGCUGUGGUGGGUAG
Encephalitozoon hellem ATCC 50504 is the source of this 951-nucleotide messenger RNA. RefSeq lists its product as uncharacterized. The transcript has a single exon. The coding region runs from base 1 to 951 and encodes 316 amino acids. NCBI's taxonomy places the organism in Eukaryota, Fungi, Microsporidia, Unikaryonidae. The record is from RefSeq and is a predicted model, not a curated record.